Ceratitis capitata (Mediterranean fruit fly) is the source of this 1980-nucleotide messenger RNA. RefSeq lists its product as hypothetical. NCBI's taxonomy places the organism in Eukaryota, Metazoa, Arthropoda, Insecta, Diptera, Tephritidae. Bases 99 to 1871 code for a protein of 590 amino acids. The record is from RefSeq and is a predicted model, not a curated record. The transcript is spliced from 2 exons.
CAACACAUGUUUUCGCACAGUGAAUUUUUCGCUGAAUUAUAUAAAACAGUAACUUAUUUAGCAGGAUAAACUUAUUUAGUAAAAAAUCUGUAUCAAUUAUGUUGAACAAAUUUCUAUGUUUAGGGAAUAAUCAUAUAGUGAAAGGAUAUAAAGUAUCGCAGUAUCAGACCUUUGUAAGGAGUCUAGCCUCUUUUACAGCUCGGAAUAUUUUACAAGAAACUUCAGAUGAAGCCGGGACAUUGCUUACACGUUUUGCGAAACAUAUCGCAUUUGAAUUGCAGAAGGAUACAUCAGUUGUACCUACGGUGAUCAGGUAUGCUGACUAUUUUCCUAUCACGGAUACCCGCUACCUACAAAGGGAAUUGAAUAAAAUAUCUCCUCAUCAGUUGCCGGCUUUAAUAGUGUUUGCAUUUUCAUACCGGGCCUCCGCUGAUCCCAACAAAUUUGCGAGUGUACUGAAUGAGCUAGAUGCUACUGCGAUAAAACUUUUUUCAAAAAUGGAUGUCGAUACUAUUUUAAGAACAUUGUAUGCUUUUCUCUAUUUAAUGCCUAAUUGGAUUACGCGAAUGGACUUUUAUGAAAGAGCAAUGGGAUAUUUGGCGACAAAUGCAAAUGCGGAGAACACGACGAAAGAAAAGUUUGUGCAAAUUUGUUUCUAUUUAGGAUUGGAGAAGAAUCAUAAAACACAAAACGAUAAAAUCUUUUACAAUUUCCUCAAUGACCAUUUAGAAACAUAUCUUGACAAAUUAAGUACUCUAGAUCUGGUAACAGUUGCAAGUGCUACUUUCAAAACAUCAACCCGAGUUGAAAGUGAAACAUUUAAAAAUCGGCUAAAGCAAGAAUUACUGAAGCUUUCAUUAGAAGAUUCCACUAACGACGCGCUACUAGUCACCUUAAUCAAAGCUAUGCGCUUUCAACGAGUACGCUCAAAAGAAAUUUGUGAGCAUCUUAAAAAGUAUUGCGCACCAGACAUUGCGGAUCGACUGCAAAUUCGAGGUUGCAUUCAUUUAUUCGCCUAUUUUGCAGAUAAUCUUUACGAUGAUAAAAGUUCUAUUCAACCUUUAGUAAAGCAAUGUUUGCAUCGAAUUAAUGCCUCUUUAAAAUGCGAUUUACAAAAUGAGAACAUUCGGGGCAAAGACAUAGCUACAUUCUUAUGGUGUUGCGCUCAACUUAACUGUAGUAUAUCAAAAAAUGAUUUGAAAUCGAUUGAUAUGGUUCUAUUUAAUAAAAUUGAACAAAAUGAAUAUCGACACUUUCGGGAUCAGUUAGUUGACAGUUGCCUUUCGCUGUGGAUGUUAGGCUACAAAUCCCACGAUCUUAUUGAAGAAGCUGUGAGCUUGAAGUUAAAUGCUAGAUUAAAUAAUAAGAAAGAUCUACGAGACCUCCCAAAAGUAGAAAGUCGCUUACAAGUGCUUCUCUCAGCAGUUGCUAUAGAAGAGCCAACAUGGCGAUUUAAAAAUCUAAAAGGAACUCCGGAAAUUAAUAUUGAAACACCCGCUCCUCCUUAUUUACUAAAAGACCGAUUUAAUUUUGUUGAUAUAGCAAACAAAAUUGAAGAGCAACCAAGCGUUAUUUCUUCUAAAUUAGUUUGCCCCAUCAAUGGCAUAAAUAUACCGAGCAUAUUAGUGAGUUAUAAGGAGCCGGCUAAUAUGAAAGUGUUUAUAGAACUUCUUCCUGAGGAACAAAUAUUGCAAUUUAGUCAAUCGCCUAUGGGAGUACUGAGCCUGAAGAUCCGUUUAUUAACAUCGUUGGGGUGUAAGGUAGUAACACUAUCUCCGAAAGAGUACAAAGAUGAAAGUAAAAGUUUGGAUAUUUUGGCCUUGAAUAUUGGCGACGGUGAUAUGCCGGAAGUUCGAUCAAUGAAAGUUUAAAAGACCGAUUUGCAAGUGUGUUUAAGUAUGGUGAUAAUAAUAUAAAAAUUGUAUUGACCUUUAUAUUAAAUAAUAUAGCAAAACAGAAUAUCAACUUUGGAAAAUGUAA